Messenger RNA from Mesocricetus auratus (golden hamster), 1229 nucleotides. It is a transcript of the gene Snrpn, whose product is annotated as small nuclear ribonucleoprotein polypeptide N. Gene Ontology annotation, molecular function: RNA binding. The record is from RefSeq and is a predicted model, not a curated record. The transcript is spliced from 7 exons. Gene Ontology annotation, cellular component: U2 snRNP; catalytic step 2 spliceosome; U2-type prespliceosome. NCBI's taxonomy places the organism in Eukaryota, Metazoa, Chordata, Mammalia, Rodentia, Cricetidae. The coding region runs from base 59 to 781 and encodes 240 amino acids. Gene Ontology annotation, biological process: mRNA splicing, via spliceosome.
CCCAAGUAUUAAGGACCUUGAAAUUUCACUGUCAAGUGGCCCUUGUGGAACAACAAUCAUGACUGUGGGUAAGAGUAGCAAGAUGCUGCAGCACAUUGACUACAGAAUGAGAUGUAUCCUGCAAGACGGAAGAAUCUUCAUUGGCACUUUCAAGGCUUUUGACAAGCAUAUGAAUUUGAUCCUCUGUGACUGUGAUGAGUUCAGGAAGAUCAAGCCAAAGAAUGCAAAACAGCCAGAGCGUGAAGAAAAGCGGGUUUUGGGUCUGGUCUUGCUACGUGGAGAGAACCUGGUAUCCAUGACUGUGGAGGGGCCACCUCCUAAAGAUACUGGUAUUGCUCGGGUGCCGCUUGCUGGCGCUGCAGGUGGCCCUGGGGUUGGGAGGGCAGCCGGCAGAGGAGUACCAGCUGGUGUACCUAUUCCACAAGCUCCUGCUGGAUUAGCAGGUCCUGUCCGAGGAGUUGGAGGUCCAUCCCAGCAGGUCAUGACACCACAGGGAAGAGGCACUGUAGCAGCUGCUGCAGUUGCUGCCACUGCCAGCAUUGCUGGAGCUCCAACACAGUACCCACCAGGGCGUGGAACACCUCCUCCACCCGUAGGCAGAGCAACCCCACCUCCAGGAAUUAUGGCUCCUCCACCUGGUAUGAGACCACCCAUGGGCCCACCAAUUGGCCUUCCCCCUGCUCGAGGUACACCCAUAGGCAUGCCCCCUCCAGGAAUGAGACCCCCACCACCAGGAAUUAGAGGCCCACCUCCCCCAGGAAUGCGUCCACCAAGACCCUAAGAUAUGGUUGAUAAAUAUCAGCCUUACCUUUUCCCCUGCAUUGCGUCUUGUGAAAUUGUGUAGCCUGCAAGCUUUUUGACCCCUCCUUACUGCAUUAAUUAUAGCUAAAGCUAAUAAAUGCAUAGAGCAAUUGAAUUGAGGUUUUUCUUUGUCAAUUUUGUUAGAGUCAGAGUGAACCUUAAUAUGUUUUGUGUGAAAUUAUUGUAAAAGAGGUAACUACAGACAUGCUGUUUCCUCAAGCUGUUAACUUAGGAUAAAGUAGUUGUGAUAUUUUUUUUCCUGAUUCCUGACACUUAUUUCAUGCAUUAACUUACUGGUCAAAAUAUUGAAGAUAACAAAGUUAAGAAUGUAAUUUGCUAAUAUUCACAUGGCACUAUGGUCACUUUAAUAUGUCACAUUUAAAGAUAUGUGGAGACAGUGAAUCAGAUUAUUAAAUGCACUUAAAUUA